Molecule: messenger RNA, 434 nt
Organism: Staurois parvus
Lineage: Eukaryota; Metazoa; Chordata; Amphibia; Anura; Ranidae
Source: the annotation of a GenBank genome assembly
GAGGCUCCGGGAGCGCGCAGCGUGGCGAUCGGCGGUGCGCUGUGUCCCUUGGACACAGCGGAUCACCAAUCACGGAAAGAACCGAAGAUAUUGGCUCGGUCAUGUGAUCAUCUGUGUCCAAUCACAGCUGGCCACAUGUACACUGAUCAUGAGGGCACUGAUGAUCAGUGUACCCUGAUGAUCAGUGUAGCCCCAGCAGUGCCACCUGUCAAAGUCCAUCAGUGCCAGCUGUCAGUGCCGAUCAGUGCCUUGUAACAGUGCCUAUCAGUGCCACAUCAAUGCCACAUAUCAGUGCCCAUCUGAGCUGCCUUUCAGUGUCAUCCAUCAUGCCUGUCAGUGCCACCUAUCAGUGCUGCCAAUCAGUGCCACCUAUCAGUGCCAGUCAGUGCCACCUAUCAGUGCCAGUCAGUGCUGCCUAACAGUGCCAGUCAGUG